Molecule: messenger RNA, 567 nt
Organism: Naegleria fowleri
Lineage: Eukaryota; Heterolobosea; Eutetramitea; Acrasida; Naegleriidae
Exons: 1
Coding region: 1-567 (188 amino acids)
Molecular function (GO): carbon-sulfur lyase activity
Source: RefSeq, a predicted model, not a curated record
AUGAUGCAAGUCAUUGACCACAAUAAUCAAAUCAUCAGCACUCCAUCCUUCAUGACAGUACACACUGGCUCUUGUCGAUGUGGAAAUUUACGUUUCUCUGUGAAAGACAACUCGACUGAGUAUCGUUCAUUGUGUCAUUGUAGACAUUGUCGACUUGCGACGAGUGCUCCUGUGUCCAUGGUGAUUGGAGUUUCAAAAGACCAUUUCGAAUGGACUCAAGGUGAAGAAACUUGGUUACGAAUUGCUAAAAUUUCAGACCAAAUGGAUGUCUAUUAUUGUGGACAUUGUGGUGGACAUGUGGCUCAGGGAGGUUUGAAUUAUCCAUUUGUGAGUACCUUUGCUUGUGUCUAUGAUGAAAUGAAACAAGAAUUUUGUCCGAGGGAUCAAGUGUUGAAAAAGGAAGUUGAUCAAGUGACUAAGCAAUUUUUCACACCAGAGUAUCAUGUGAAUUAUGAGAAUCGAGUGAUUGACAUUCCAGAUGAUUUGCCCAAGUAUAUGGAUUUUCCAUCACCCAUUGGUUCAGGAAGAAUGUACCUUUCGGAUGAAAAUGUUCAUUCAAAUGUUUAA